CCUAGCUCGGCGCUCCCCGGUGCUCGCCCGGCGCCCACUCAUUCGCAGCCCAGCCAGCGCCGCGGCCGCCUCCCUGCUCCUCUUUUCCUCCUCCUUUCCCUAGCCCGCCGCGGCCAUGGCGGACAGCGCCAGCGAGAGCGACACGGACGGGGCGGGGGGCCACAGCAGCUCGGCCGCCAUGCAGUCGUCCUGCUCGUCGACCUCGGGCGGCGGCGGCGGCGGAGGAGGUGGCGGCGGUGGGAAGUCCGGGGGCAUUGUCAUCUCGCCGUUCCGCCUGGAGGAGCUCACCAACCGCCUGGCCUCGCUGCAGCAGGAGAACAAGGUUCUGAAGAUCGAGCUGGAGACGUACAAACUCAAGUGCAAGGCGCUGCAGGAAGAGAACCGCGACCUGCGCAAAGCUAGCGUGACCAUCCAAGCCAGGGCUGAGCAAGAAGAAGAAUUCAUCAGUAAUACUUUAUUCAAGAAAAUCCAGGCUCUGCAGAAGGAGAAAGAAACCCUUGCUGUAAAUUAUGAGAAGGAAGAAGAGUUCCUCACUAAUGAGCUCUCCAGAAAACUGAUGCAGCUGCAGCAUGAGAAAGCCGAGCUAGAGCAGCACCUGGAGCAGGAGCAGGAAUUUCAGGUCAACAAACUGAUGAAGAAAAUUAAAAAACUGGAGAAUGACACCAUUUCGAAGCAGCUUACUUUAGAGCAGUUGAGACGGGAGAAGAUCGACCUUGAAAACACAUUGGAACAAGAACAAGAAGCGCUGGUUAAUCGUCUCUGGAAAAGGAUGGAUAAACUUGAAGCUGAAAAGCGAAUCCUGCAGGAGAAAUUAGACCAGCCCGUCUCGGCUCCGCCCUCGCCCAGAGACAUCUCCAUGGAGAUCGACUCGCCGGAGAACAUGAUGCGCCACAUCAGGUUUUUGAAGAACGAAGUGGAGAGGCUGAAGAAGCAGCUGAGAGCUGCUCAGUUGCAGCAUUCGGAGAAAAUGGCCCAGUACCUGGAGGAGGAACGCCACAUGAGGGAAGAGAACUUGAGGCUGCAAAGGAAGCUGCAGAGGGAGAUGGAGAGAAGAGAAGCCCUCUGUCGGCAGCUCUCUGAGAGCGAGUCCAGCUUAGAAAUGGAUGACGAGAGGUAUUUUAACGAGAUGUCCGCGCAAGGACUAAGACCUCGCACUGUGUCCAGCCCGAUCCCGUACACACCUUCUCCGAGUUCCAGCAGGCCUAUUUCACCCGGUCUAUCAUAUGCCAGUCACACAGUUGGCUUCACACCACCAACCUCCCUGACUAGAGCCGGCAUGUCUUAUUACAACUCCCCAGGCCUUCACGUGCAGCACGUGGGAACCUCCCACGGCAUCACAAGGCCUUCCCCGCGGAGAAGCAACAGUCCUGACAAAUUUAAACGGCCCACGCCGCCUCCGUCUCCCAACACACAGGCCCCAGUCCAGCCGCCUCCGCCUCCGCCUCCACCACCCAUGCAGCCUGCGGUCCCUUCGGCAGCCGGCUCGCAGCCCCCGCCUCCGCAUCAUUCAGUGCACCCUGCCUCCCAGCCCUAAUGCAUGUGCUCAGUCAGAAUUCCAAGGUGGGACUCGUGAAACGGAGCCGUCUAUCUACUCAACGCCAAAGGCUUCCUUCCCUGGUAUCUCUGGGUCUGACGUAUUUGCACUGAGGGUGUCUAGGCUUCGCCCUUCGUUGUGUUGUACAUGUUUGUCAGCAGCUCAGCCAGUGUGUGGGUCGACGACACUACACAGACGCCUUUUCCCUCAGUGUUUUCCUUGAAUCUCCACGGACACCAUUCCCUGGCUGGCACGUGCGCUAUUCAGUGUCUGGUCAGUUAGCAGCCGUGUGCAAGUCUUGCUUGGCCCCAGAGCUUCAUUUUCUUGGCUUUUAGGUUUAUAAAGUUAAAAAAAAAAAAAAACCUCUUUGUACCCCCCCCCCCCCCCCCCGCACCCCCCCGCAAAUGAGUUUGCAGAGAAUGACUAAGCAGUUAUUACUACCCACCCACCCAUUAUGGUGUUUACCAAACAUAAAAUAAUUCAGCACUACAAUUCUCACCUUUGAAAAAGAGCUAGCUCUCAGUGUAGAAUGGGAAGUUAGAUGAAUCCGUGCCCCAAGACAGAUAAUACUGUUUAAUAGAGCGUUCCACAGAUAACUUUUGACAGGCUAUUUUCGGUAUCUAUUGACAGCAGUGUUGAAACUCUUGUAAAAGAGAUAGCCUAACGGAUGGACGGCCCUAUGGUUAUUGUAUAUGAUGUGGUUCUUUCCUUUAUCUUUAAUGGUCCCUGUACUCGUCCACCCACUAACAUGAGUUGGUAAAUGUUGUUCCUCCUCGCUCUCCCAACCCCCCAACCCCGCUCCCACCAGUGGUUUGGGUGACUGAUUAGAGUGUGCUGUUUGAUUCUGCUGCCGAAGGCAAUGUGAUUGUAACAAAAAGUUAUCUCCCCCUUCCGUUCUUUAUUCUUGUCUCCCUAAAAUAGAGCUCGAACAAGUAUUUUAAAAGUGCAAAAAAAGAUAAAGAAACUGUUUGACAUGAACCUUAUAGGAAUUUCUUGGCAUCAUGACCGCAAAAUGCAGUUGUUGCUUGGCAGAAAGGAAGAGAGGCGUGUGGCCCAUAGCGCUGCCGGAUGCUCGUGCACCCGGAUACAGCCAGUGCAGAGGACAAAGAAGUCUCUUCUGAAUACGUUGUUUGCAUUAAUUUCGCACAAACGGAUCAUUGGUUUCCCUCGGAAGCGGGACACCAUGAGCCACCCUUUCCUUCAUACUUGCAGCAUCUUUAUUUUUGUCUCUCCACCCCCCACCCCCAGCAGUUACUGUUUUGUACUUUGGUAGUAAAGUGAUUUUUACCACCUGUGUUUGCAUAUUUAUAUAUGCUGUGGACAAAAAGAUAAUAAUAACUUACUAGAGAAUGUAUAUUUUAUGAUGAGAAUGUGUUAUCUGUUGGAUAAUAAUCAGAACUGAAAAUUAAUUUAUCGGUAAUUUUUAAGAGUUCAUGUUUUGUGACAACCAUCUCUAAUAGCUAACUCUCUAUUGAACAUAUUCCUAAACAAUAAGGAACCACGACAUUGUAGAUAUUUAAUAUUGUACAGUAUAGAAACCUCCAUAUUUGCCUUCAAAUGCCUAUUUAAGAGUUACAGAAUGAAAAAGCAAAUGUCUUGUUGAAUAAUAGUGUCUGACUAGGAUUUAAAGGACUCGAGAUAAAAGCACCAGGAGGACAUCUCACCUCUUCCUGCUUCCACCCCAAACUGAGAAAGUCACUCCUCCAUUCUUUGGAAGACACUGUCCAUCUGUAUACAUUUUAGUUAUGAUGUGUGUGGUAUACUAAUCACAAUACAGUUCUUGUAGGCAGAGAAAGAGUUUGGUAUUUAAUCGAGGCUUUAGGCUCUUCACACAGUCGGGCUGGGUUGGGUCAGAACCGGAGGUUUCACCAACAGCCCGUUGGGCCAUUCCAAGGAAUUCCGAGAGGCAGGCACAGUUUGCUCUCAUGGUACCGGUCGCAGUUUUUCUUAUAGGAGAGAGAUGGUAAAUGUUUACAAGAAUCUUCUACACGAUCAUAGAUUUCAGUGCUGGUGGGUCGUGUAGCAGUGGUCUCUUCCGUGUAUCCAGUUACCUCCCCGAAGCACAAAGGCCCAAACAUUGCCAUGUGAUGCGAUGCUGAUCCGUGCCCCUUAGAGACGGGGGUUUCUUGUUGACAUUCAGACUUCUGCUGAGAAGUAGUGCUGGUUCCCGUCGUCAUUUCACCUCCAGGUGAAACACAGCUCCUUCCAACAGCCCCUUUUUACCAUCAACGCAGUCACUUCUCCCCUGUAGACAUUCGGCAUUGACAGAACACACACUACUGUUUUGAGCGUACGCCAUUUCCUGGUCUUUUCACCUGUUUUAUGACCCCGUGUGGAGCCUGUAACAUUUGGGCAGUAACGUCUAGGACAAUUUCUUGGCGGUUGUUUAGCUACCAAGGACCCAUAAUCUUCAAAACCUGACCCCGAAGAGAUGAGGGAACCCUCAUUUCUGGAAAGCUGACUUAACGCAGGGCACCUUUCAUGGGGGCCGAAAAUAGUAGUGACUGUUCAUCUAUUGUCCACUGGCCUGACUUCCAGAAGGCCCUUGUGAGACAAGUAGCCAUCACAAGCACAGGCAGGAGCAACAGUAGUUUAGGACAGCCUGCUUGCCUGUCUUGCGGACAGAGACCCUUGGCUACCACUGUGCUGCUGAUAGGACAAGCAUUCCGUUGCCAUGCCUUUUAUAUAAAACCAAACUGCUUUACCUGAUACCUGACACCUCUCUCAGCCCUGAACUUACUUUUUUCGUGGGGCUGGUGGGCCGUCUGGACAGAAAUGAGAGAUUUGGCAGAUGGUAGACGUACUUAAGACUUAAUUUAACUCACUCCUUUGCUGGCUGAACAGUCUGAAGUUCUGAGCUCCUGAGACACUUACCAGCAACCCUGGACUGAAUGUUGACACCAAGGGCCGCCCCUUUGCGGGUGGCUGUUAAAUGCUUCCUCGAAGCAAUAGGUACCAUGAAUUUUUGUGAAGUGUUCCGAUGGUAGGAAAGUAGAAACUGUAUCUCCUUUUGUCAGGUAGACAUGAACUUUCCCCGCAUGAAGCCUUGCUUACAAAGGCUGCCCAGUAAGGAAAAGCAUGGGUUCUUGUGCUUUGAGAGCGUCCUAUUUUUAGUCCGCACAGAAAUUUCUGUGUACGUGCUCUUCUGUCUAGUUGUUUUAUAGGGAACCAACAUUGAAGACGUUGUAGUGAUGACUACCAAAGAAACACAUAGUGAAACAGCAUUUUCUUUCCAAAUUCUUACAAGAGCCAGCCACUGAUGCUGCUGUAUGAGUUCCGUGCUCAAGAGCCAUUGAAACAGAUUAAGGGGUUUUUAAGGUUUUUCUUUUUUGAUAAAACAUGCACACAGCUAUUAGUAUAAAGUGAUGGAGCGUAUUACCCACAGUCCUCAGCAAUUGUGGUUAACCGCCAAUCCUUUCGUUAGGCAAUUGAAGGAAUACAAUAUUCAUGAUAGCAUGGGUGCUGUGUGUAUGCGUGUGUGUGUAUGUGUGUGUGCAUUCAUGCCUUAACUCGGUUAUUGCUCAACUUUAGUUCUUGACUUAGUCUGCACUGUCAUCUAGAUCGUAUUGUACAUCUCUAGCUGAACUUCACCCUGGCAAAAAACAAUGUUGCGGGCACACCAGUGUAAGAACGCAUUGUUCCAGAUGGGCCUGGGAUUGGGUGACCCUGAGCCUUCUUUGGGCUUGAUUUGGUACUUAACAGGUGAGACAACAGCGGACUCAAAAAUCAAGCACCGUCAACAAGAAAAAGAGAACCAAGUGCUAGCAUGUCUUUUGCCUCUGCGCAUCCGUGCACAUUGUAUGUUGUUCAUGAUAGCUUGUCCUACAGCUUGUCUAGGUUGGAGUUCUGGUAAUAGUGGCAAUCUUGACAUUCUGAUCAGAGUUUAGAGAGAUGUAAGACUUCCAAUUAAUGUUUUAUUUACUUUGUGUUGAUUAGUCUUUGAUACAUGUGCUGAAUCAGAACCCUAAAUAAAGAUAAUUUUUUUAAAUGUA
This is a messenger RNA of Echinops telfairi (small Madagascar hedgehog), 5526 nucleotides long. RefSeq names its product coiled-coil domain containing 6 (gene CCDC6). Lineage: Eukaryota; Metazoa; Chordata; Mammalia; Afrosoricida; Tenrecidae. The record is from RefSeq and is a predicted model, not a curated record. Bases 116 to 1534 code for a protein of 472 amino acids. The transcript has 9 exons.